This is a messenger RNA of Helianthus annuus (common sunflower), 757 nucleotides long. Its product is annotated as 30S ribosomal protein 3-1, chloroplastic. The transcript is spliced from 2 exons. Gene Ontology annotation, biological process: translation. Lineage: Eukaryota; Viridiplantae; Streptophyta; Magnoliopsida; Asterales; Asteraceae. The record is from RefSeq and is a predicted model, not a curated record. Gene Ontology annotation, molecular function: structural constituent of ribosome. The coding region runs from base 118 to 618 and encodes 166 amino acids. Gene Ontology annotation, cellular component: ribosome.
UAUAAUCCCAUCCCCUCUUAUCCAAAGCACUAUCAAAUGAUCUGAACUCACACUCAUACUCCUUUUUUACAAACUUCAUAAAUCUCUUUAUCUGUUUCUUCCAACAACAAGAAGAAGAUGUUGUCAAUGUCCAUUCAUCAAGGAAUCAAACCUUUGCCUUGUCAAAAUCCCAAUGUUGUUGGACUCUUCAAAACCACCCCGUGUUUAUUCAAGAUUCAUCAAACUUCCUCUUUUUGCAACAAGUCCACACAAGUUCAGAGAUUUCACAAACUAUCUGUUUCAGCUGCUGUUGAAGAAGCCAUUGUUGAAGAAGCUCCAUUACCCCCUGUCCCUGAUCAAGAAGAUGAGGGGAGCAAGGUGCAAAAGCCAAGAGUAGUGUUGAAGUUCAUAUGGAUGGAAAAGAACAUAGGGCUUGGGCUUGAUCAAGAGAUACCAGGACAUGGGACCAUCCCUUUGAGCCCUUACUUCUUUUGGCCUAGGAAAGAUGCUUGGGAAGAACUCAAAACCACUUUGGAAAGCAAGCCUUGGAUCUCUCAGAAAAAGAUGAUCAUCCUCCUUAAUCAAGCCACUGAUAUCAUCAAUCUUUGGCAACAAAGUGGUGGCAAUUUGACUUCCUAAACAUGUUUUGUAAUCCCCAACAUAAGUUUCAUUUGUUUUAUUCCUUGUUUCUCAUUUGUUAAAUGUAGCCUUUCUUGCAAAAGUGACUCAAAACCUCAAAAAUUGAUUUAUGACUCACUAUCUCCACAUUAAAAAUAUA